Lichtheimia ornata is the source of this 1485-nucleotide messenger RNA. RefSeq lists its product as uncharacterized. NCBI's taxonomy places the organism in Eukaryota, Fungi, Mucoromycota, Mucoromycetes, Mucorales, Lichtheimiaceae. Gene Ontology annotation, molecular function: metalloaminopeptidase activity; manganese ion binding. Gene Ontology annotation, cellular component: mitochondrion. Bases 1 to 1485 code for a protein of 494 amino acids. The transcript is spliced from 10 exons. The record is from RefSeq and is a predicted model, not a curated record.
AUGUACUGCCAGGCACGAUCCUCCCUUGGUGUUUCAUUGCUUGGUGCACGCCUUGCAGCCACGCGUACCACUCGCCUCAUUCAACGCAAAGCACCCUUUUCGGGCACCACCGUAUCUGAUCUUGUUCCAGAAACCCACCAGCGAUCGUUUGGACAACCCACUGUAUAUAGCCAUCCUUAUCUUAUGAAAAAAGGGGAAGUGACACCUGGUCUCCCUGCAACCGAGUAUGAACGACGAAGAGCCAAUCUCAUGAAAGUAUUGCCUGAAGGAAGUGCUGUCAUCAGUGCUGGUUAUGGCACACGCUACAUGUCCAACAAUGUCUUUUAUCCCUUCCACCAAAACACGGAUUUCUCCUACCUCAGUGGAUUCAAUGAACCAGACGCGGCCAUGAUUUUGGAAAAGAACGAUUCAUCUAGAGGAUACAAGCAAACCAUGUUUGUCCCACCCAAAAGUCCUGCCGAUGAAUUAUGGGAUGGUCCUCGUACUGGUGUGGAUGGUGCAAAAGAAUUAUUCGCUGCUGAUGAGGCCUAUGACAAUGCACGUUUCCCCAUGUUCCUAAAGGAUGCACUACAAGCAAAACAUGUCUUCAUGGAUAAACCCCCUGCGUCAUCCAUCUUGGCCGCUUCGGAUGCUACACGUCUCGUGGACUUUGCCAAGAACCAACGAUCGGUGAAGCCUCUUUCAGUUCUUGUACAAGAAAUGCGUAUUAUCAAAAGCGACAAUGAGAUCGAGCUCAUGAAACAAUCGGGUCAUAUCAGUGCAAAGGCUUUUAUUGAGGCUAUGAAAUGGACACAACCUGGAUAUUCAGAAUCGCAAUUGUGGGCAAAGCUGGAUUAUGAAUGUCGCAUGCGUGGAUCGAGUAUCCUUGCCUAUGUCCCAGUGGUCGCUGGCGGCCCUAAUGGAUUGUCAAUGCAUUAUGUACGCAAUGACAUGAAACUCAGAGAUGGUGAUCUUGUGCUGGUGGAUUGUGGUGGUGAAUAUCAUGGUUAUGCAAGCGACAUUACACGUACUUGGCCUGUCAAUGGCAAGUUCACUGAACCACAACGUCAAUUGUAUCAAGCCGUUUUGAAUGUCAAUAAAGCAUGCAUCAAGCUCUGUACAGAACAAGCCAAGAUUUCACUACACGGUAUCCAUGCUGUUUCUGCACGAUUAAUGAAGGAGGAAUUGGCGAAAAUUGGAUUCCAAACAAAUAGAUGGGAUCUCGAGCGUAUCCUCUAUCCUCACCAUGUUGGUCAUUAUCUGGGACUUGAUGUGCACGAUUGCCAUGAUCUUGAUAGGUCACGUAGGCUAAAGAAGAAUAUGGUUAUCACCAUUGAGCCAGGCAUCUAUGUACCUUACGAUGACCGAUUCCCUCGUGAAUAUCAAGGCACUGCCAUCCGUAUCGAAGAUAACUGUGUCGUGGGCGAAGAAGAGCCCUAUGUGCUUACUGCAACUGCUCCCAAAGAAAUCGUUGAUAUAGAAUUCUGUUGUGCAAACACCAACUAG